Messenger RNA from Laccaria bicolor S238N-H82, 1533 nucleotides. RefSeq lists its product as uncharacterized. Lineage: Eukaryota; Fungi; Basidiomycota; Agaricomycetes; Agaricales; Hydnangiaceae. The transcript has 7 exons. The coding region runs from base 1 to 1533 and encodes 510 amino acids. The record is from RefSeq and is a predicted model, not a curated record. Gene Ontology annotation, molecular function: iron ion binding; heme binding; oxidoreductase activity, acting on paired donors, with incorporation or reduction of molecular oxygen.
AUGUCGUUGUCUUCAUCUGGAACUAUUUCCUUCGUGGCGCUCGCAAUUGGUGUCCUGAUGGUGCUUGCCAGUCACCUGCUCUCCUCUCAGUCCAAAGGCGGUAUACACAACCUUACAGGUAUUCCUAUCCUUGCCGCCUGGGACUUCUAUACGAAGCGGUACGACUUUCUCCGGAAACACUUCGACUCUGGCAAGAAAUACUUUCAAUUCCACAUUCUCCAGGUAUUCAAUAUGUCAGUGUUCUUUCCGCGUACUACCCAACUCACCGCAUCUAUUCUUGAGCACCGAGUCAUUGCAUUGUCAGGCGAAGAUGCACGAAAGCUAUUCUUCAGUGAACAAGGCCUGGAUCUUGAUGAUGGAUAUCGACUCUUACAAGGUGGAAUUCCCAGUCUUGGAGACAUUGACGUCAAGGACGGCGAGGUGAAACUUGACACCGACUUUAUGAAGCGAUUGUUGUUGCUCUUGCACAAGGACCGAAUCUCGAAUGUGCUUUUGGACGAUAUCAAUCGCAAGAUGAAAUAUUGGGGUAAAGAAGGAACGAUUGACCCUUUUCAGGAUGUCUAUGGCCUUGCUGUUCAAAUGACGGUGCGCAUGGCGACCUGCGAAGAACUAGCGAAGAAUCAGGAGGACAUCAAACAUCUUAUGCAGCAUUACCAGGAUAUCGACGAGAGCGCGACACCUGUCAAUGUACUAUUGCCGUGGUUCCCUAGUCAAGCUAGGAAAGCUCAGGGAAAAGCUACAAGAGCUCUUUUCACUCUACUACAGAAGUACGUUGAUCUCAGACGUAAGGCAGCCGUCCCAUCCAGUGACCCCAUCGACACUCUCAUCGCUCACGGUGAUACUGAUGAAUCGAUUGUUGGCGCAAGUAUGGGCAUUAUCUUUGCUGGCGUAAUCAAUACCGGCAGGAAUAUGUGCUGGGUGCUUCUCAACCUGGGUGCCAACCCCGAAUGGAAAGUGAAGGUGGCCAACGAACUGAAAGCUCUUGUCGCAAACCACACAAACACACUUUCCCAAGAACCAUUUCACAAACGGCUUGCCGCGGUCCCUCUAAAUGCCUGGGAGGAAGAAUUGCCCAUGCUCGAUCUCGUGAUUCGUGAGACCCUCCGAAUCACCAUGUGCUUUGCCGUUCUCCGUCGAAAUCUAGGCAGAGGCAUUCCUUUGGCGGGUUCCACUAUCAACAGAGGCGACUUCGUCACCUACUCUCUGGCCGACGUCCACAUGAAUCCAAAUAUCUACACCAAUCCUGGUAAGUUCGAUCCUGGAAGGUUCAUGAAGGGGAAAGAGGAGGAUAAAAAGGCACCAUUUGCUUAUGCUGCGUGGGGUGCUGGCCGACACCCCUGCCCCGGAAUGAGGUUCGCGAAAUUGGAAAUCAAGUUUGUACUCGCUUUAUUCCUCGUUGGGUAUGAAUUCGAAUUAGUGGACGGCAACGGCAAAUUUCCUAGAGAGUUUCCAACCGUAGACCGCAAUGACCUCCAUCAGUUGAGCGCAGUCGGAGAAACUUGUUACCUCAAGUUUAAGAGGUUGAUUGAGUAG